Molecule: messenger RNA, 879 nt
Organism: Pleurotus ostreatus (oyster mushroom)
Lineage: Eukaryota; Fungi; Basidiomycota; Agaricomycetes; Agaricales; Pleurotaceae
Exons: 3
Coding region: 1-879 (292 amino acids)
Source: RefSeq, a predicted model, not a curated record
AUGAAAUUUGUUGGUAAGAAUAUGGGUGGCAUUGGAACAACUGCUUCGUUGGAUCCGAGAGCACAAUAUAAACCCGGGAAACGGAACCAACUCGCUUCACUGCUCCCACUGCUCUUCAUUCAUUCAGGCGUGGACAACGGAAACCAGGAGCGCCCGUCCAUCGUUGCCGUCAGUCCUCUCGGUGUUGGACGAAACGGCGCUACUACGUACGAUGUUGCCAGAGAAAUCUUUACCGGUGGCUUCAACGCCAUCAACAACGGUGUCAGCACUUUCUUUCCCAGUGCGCCUGUGACAAUUCAUGCAACUGUUGUAGCCAACAGUGAAGGGAGCGUGGUCACAGAAGCGCCUCAACCUGGACAACCCUUUGCGCAGCACGUAGUGUGCGAUUUCAACAGAGGUGUCGGUGCCUGCGUGUCCCACCUCUUCGAUGACGGAGCACAGAUAACUUUGCCAUUCUCCGGAAGAGUCGUCCCGUUGUUCACAGUGACGGUGGACGAUGUUCCGGGACGAAAUGUGCAACCCACUCCACCUCCUUCGCCUCUGCCUAGUACGCCAGGUGGCCCAGGCUCUCCUGCGAGUGGUUCAGCUAAUUCACCAGGGGUAGUUGGCCCAGGUCCCGCUUCCUCGGUCGCUGCACCCCUUGGUCCGCCGGGACGAAAUGUACAGCCCACUCCGCCUCCUUCUCCUCUGCCUAGUACGCCAGGUGGCCCAGGCUCUCCUGCGAGUGGUUUAGCUAAUUCACCAGGGGCAGCCGGCGCUUCCUCGGUCACUGCACCCCCCGGUCCGGAGGAGUCAAACGGCGCCAUACUAAUGUUGCAUGGGUCACAGUGCCUGUACAUCGUUCUGGUGUUAGUAUUCUCGUUGAAUUUGUUCUGUUAG